Molecule: messenger RNA, 4832 nt
Organism: Oncorhynchus kisutch (coho salmon)
Lineage: Eukaryota; Metazoa; Chordata; Actinopteri; Salmoniformes; Salmonidae
Product: sushi domain-containing protein 6-like
Exons: 8
Coding region: 426-1532 (368 amino acids)
Biological process (GO): DNA damage response
Source: RefSeq, a predicted model, not a curated record
UGGACACCGUGCGAAAGCGAGGCGGCUGGUGUGUUUCCGCUUACCUCACACUGAGAAGAACGAAACCGGUUAGCUUUUGGGACAAAGCGAAGGAAACGACAAAAUACCAUACAAAAAUAAGCCAUUUCGCACUUAACCUAACAUUUGGAGAAUAGUCUGUCUAUUUGAAUAAUUUGAGUCCAUGUCCCGACAGUGAGAACGAAGAGGAGGGCUUGAAGGCAUUUAGGCUUUUCGUUGAGAGCGGGCCAUCUUGUCCUUACCGAGUCCAUCUACGUCAACAAAGCUCUGCAGAAUAUCCCAGAGUGCAUUGCAAGUGCAACCAAUGCUAUGAUGAUGUAGUGCCAGCGUAGACCGUUUACCACCUCCCACCAGCCGGUGUGCAGGUUGAACCUCAGCGGACUGUAGAGCUGGUAUCCAGGGGAAAGAUGAGCGAUGGAAUGGUAUUGUGUGAGACGAGAGCCCUGGCUUCAUCUCCAGUCCACAGACUGGCUACGUCUGUACUCCUCCUCCUCGCCCUGCUCCCCCACGGACACGCAUCAGGAUGUCCUCGACCGGUGGCCGUGGUGCAUGGGGAGCUGGUGAACCAGACGGAGGCGAACCGAGGCUCCUUCCCCCCUGGUACCCUGCUGUCCUAUGGCUGUGAGCCGGGCUACGCCCCCGAUGGACCCGCCUCCAUCACCUGUACCACCUCUGGGACAUGGACCCGCCUGCCUCUACGCUGCAUCAGCACUAAUGUGUGCCCCCCUCCCACGGAGCCAGAGAACGGAGGGUACAGGUGCCACCCGUCCCCCUGCCACCGCCUCACCCAGAAGACCGUGAUAGAGUACUUCUGUGACGAGGGCUACGCUCUGAAGGGGGACCUCAAGUUCCUGACCUGUCAGAAUGGGGAGUGGGACGUACCCAUGCAGAUCACCUGCCGCCUCAGCCCAGAUAAGGAGCCGCGGUCUCCAAUGGCGAUGCCGACUCUGUCCAUCGUAGCGUCCACAGCCUCCUCUGUGGCCCUCCUGUUGCUGCUGGUUGUGCUGUUUGUUCUGCUGCAGCCCAAACUCAAGUCCUUCCACCACAGCAGGCGUGAGCAGGGUGUCUCAGGCCAGCCAGCCUCUAUCGUGGUGGAAGGGGUCCAGGUGGCCCUCCCCUCCUAUGAGGAGGCAGUGUACGGCAGCGGCGCCUCUCUCCCCCCACCUCAAGAGUCCCGGGUUCAGAUCGUCCUGUCUGAGGGCCCCCAGGGGGCCGAGGGCGGAGCAGAGGGACCGGGUCCCAGCAGUAGGUCCCAGUCCCACCAUCACAGAGACAGAGCGAGAGAUACAGAGCUGUGCCUCCCCUCCUCCUCUUCCUCCUUCCCUUCAUCCUGCCGUCACGCAGAGACAGUACUAGUCCACCAGGCCUCCUCUUCGUCGUCGUGGGUUACGGCACACGGAGGGGGUGCCCUUGCCAGACGUAGAGACUCAGAGAACAGUGACCAGCACAGCCUGCUUUCUGUCACCUCCGUAGACGACUUCUCUGAUGAUAUCCCCCUGUUAAAGGAAACCUGAAGCCCCUACAGCUGAGCAGGAAACCAAGGCUUCUACUGGGGCUUUCUAGCUGAACGAUACCACCCUACCUUAUGUCUGAACCACAGAACUACAGAAUUACCCCGCGCAGCAAAUACAGGAAUCAUGUCAAAGAAACUCAACUUCCCUCCCCCUCUACAUCUGCAACUUCUCACACGGCGCAAAGACGAGCAAAGUCCACUUCACCCCCAUUUAUUAUCACCCACAGAACUUAUACUGGACAAACCAUGUCCACCCCCAGUAUCCUCUACCCAUGUCCUGGCUACCCCUUCUGCAAUGAUCUCUAAACUACUACCCGUGUGGAGAAAAGACGAGACUACCCUCUUUCUUUCUUACUGGGAACUGACGAGCCCUUAAUUCCUCCUGUCCCCCUCAAUUUUAGAAUGGACCUCAACACAGACAGACAGACAGACAGACAGGCCUAGCUGCUUGACCCCAAUCAUCCACACUUCCCUCUAGGCCUAACUUCCUGACCCCAAUCAUCCACACUUCCCUCUAGGCCUAACUUCCUGACCCCAAUCAUCCACACUUCCCUCUAGGCCUAACUUCCUGACCCCAAUCAUCCACACUUCCCUCUAGGCCUAACUUCCUGACCCCAAUCAUCCACACUUCCCUCUGGACCUAACUUCCUGACCCCAAUCAUCCACACUUCCCUCUAGGCCUAACUUCCUGACCCCAAUCAUCCACACUUCCCUCUGGACCUAACUUCCUGACCCCAAUCAUCCACACUUCCCUCUAGGCCUAACUUCCUGACCCCAAUCAUCCACACUUCCCUCUAGGCCUAGCUGCUUGACCCCAAUCAUCCACACUUCCCUCUAGGCCUAACUUCCUGACCCCAAUCAUCCACACUUCCCUCUAGGCCUAACUUCCUGACCCCAAUCAUCCACACUUCCCUCUAGGCCUAACUUCCUGACCCCAAUCAUCCACACUUCCCUCUAGGCCUAACUUCCUGACCCCAAUCAUCCACACUUCCAAACGCUUUAUCUCAAACCACAAGGCUAGUAGCUAACAUAAUAAUGUUUUAUCGCUGCUGAUGAUGAAGAUGAUGAAGAUUGCUGUGGAUACAGACUUGUGCUUGUGCAUCUCCCUACUCUUAAUGGGGAUAAGGAGCAUCUCUCUUCAGUGAGGACUAUCUUGGUUUGGGCCUUGGCCUGGUUCGCUGGCGUUCUCUCUGGUGAUGAAUCGACGACGUCCUGCGGCGGGGGUCACGCCGGGGGCCCUGUCUGUCCACUCUGUAUGAAGCCCCUCUUCCUUUCUAUGCUGUCACUCUCCGGCGUCUUCUUGGGUCAGCCAGCGCCACUUUCGUCUUGAGGGGACCAGGAGUGACGCCGUCUGUCAGAAGACGAUGCACGUAGGAUGGAUGGAGGGAGGGAGCACAUCACCAGACCAAGCACCCGCAGGGCUACAGACAGACACUAUCACUCUAUCAUGAUGAAACAGGGCUACAGACAGACACUAUCACUCUAUCAUGAUAAAAAUAAGAUUAAUGACACGCUUGCCUUUUCGUCACAACAACCGAUAUCUGUGUUGUUAGUCACAUCAACAGCCCAUCUGCUCCCUGUUGGUGUGACUAUCUGUGGGGUUUUGUUUGGGAGGCAUCAGUAUAUUUUUGACACCUGGCUGUGAUAUUGAACAGCACACGACUGUUUCAUGGGCGAAGAGGGCUGCACUAUAUUGUUAAAUUAACUAAGGCCUUGUUGUUGUUUUUACACAAUGAAAACAUGUUUGUUUGGUGACUGGACAUUAGGUCACACAUUUCUUUUUCCAAUCUAUUUAUAUUGGCUGUAAGUUUGGGUUCACUCGAGGUGUCUGUCACUUGGUCCUGAUGUGCUAAAUGUGUGUAUGCGUGUGUGAGAGAGAACGAGAAAGUGUUUGUGUGUGUCUAUGUAACAGUAUAACUUUAGACCGUCCCCUCGCCCAUACCCGGGCGCUAACCAGGGACCCUCUGCACACAUCAACAACAGUCACCCUCCGAAGCAUCGUUACCCAUCGCUCCACAAAAGCCGUGGCCCUUGCAGAGCAAAGGGGAACCACUACUUCAAGGUCUCAGAGCGAGUGACGUCACCGAUUGAAACGCUAUUUAGCGCGCACCGCUAACUAAGCUAGCCGUUUCACAUCCGGUACAUCUAUCUUUGCCUCUGUGUACGUCAGUUAGGCGAGAGAGAAAGGAUAUGUCCAUAGAAUGGGUACACCAGAAAUAUUACCCAGGAUUCCCCGCCCUUAGUUAGAAAUGGCUUCACUCAGCUACCCUAGUUCAAAAUGGCUUCCCUCUUUUCCUGCUUUUUACAACGGUCAGAAGAACAAACAGUCAUUACUGUAAGAAUACAGUACAUCAUGUAUAUUUAAAUGUUCAAGGACUAAAAUGUCCUCCAUUUUCUGCAGAGUUGCUUCAGAAUAACCUUGUAGAUCUGUGACUUAAAAAAAAAAGCUUCAACUGAAAAAUUUUGCUCAAAACCCGGAGCAUUGACACAACUGCAACUGGUUGCAGGAUACGACAGUUAUCUUUUGUUGUAAAUGUUCAGUUCAAAUUUAAGUGAGCAGUUUUAAUGGACCUUUUGAUGAUAAAAAACCACUCGUAUACGUUGAGUUGAGGUAAUCAUCCUAGCUCAUUAAGGUUGAGGAGACACGGUCUGAGUCGAGGCUUUUUGGAAAAGUCUUUUCACUUAUAUAUUUUUAUGUUUUGGUUAUUUUGUCGGUCUUUCCCCCUGUCAUUGUCUUCAUAACUCAAACAGAGAACGUUGCCUUAGACCUGGUACAUUUUAUUACUUUGAUUUUGUUUCUGCGUGUAUCGUAAGUUUCCAUCCAUCUUUACCUGCUAUGACAUUGAAGCGUCUGUGUUUCCCAAUGGCCUUACUGUUUUGUAUUUUCUAGUCAUACAACUGUCUUGUGUUUUACGUUUUUGUUUUUGGACUUGACUAAAGAAAGUCCAUCCUUCGCUUCUCUCUGUUCACCCCAAGGCUUCUUCAGCAACUGUGAUUUUUCAAAAGCCUAAGCACAUGAAACAAAUCACCUUUCUUUCUUUCUUUCUUUCUUUAAAUGUCUAUCAGACAUUUUAAAUGUUGCGUGUUAAGGGAGUAUUUUGUUUGCGUCCAGACCACUGUUGUACAGUGUUGUUUCCUCAUAUCUCUUUGAUUCUGCAUUUCAAUGCUUCCAUGUGUUAUUUUUCUCCUCUGUACAUUGCAGUGGGUUGUGAAGAUCCUAUUUUAAUAUUUGUAUAGAGUUUAAUUUAAUUCUACCGUGUGUAUGUAACUAUUUCUAAUUAAAGCUUUUUUUGAAAACGUG